Molecule: messenger RNA, 204 nt
Organism: Caenorhabditis remanei
Lineage: Eukaryota; Metazoa; Nematoda; Chromadorea; Rhabditida; Rhabditidae
Exons: 1
Coding region: 1-204 (67 amino acids)
Source: RefSeq, a predicted model, not a curated record
AUGCGUCUCCUCAUCUUUUCCCUUCUAUUUAUCAUUGGUAUGGCAACCUGUGUCAUCUCCUCCGAACAAGAAGGAGAAUCUGGACACGGAUUGGGUCCAGUCAACGACUACCUCUCCAAGAGAGCCUUCAUGGACGAGCCCGGAGAGAUUCGUCCGCUUGGUGUCACUGGAAACCCAAAGUUUGUGAAGCAGACAGAAGGAUAA